Messenger RNA from Ectocarpus siliculosus, 1563 nucleotides. Lineage: Eukaryota; Phaeophyceae; Ectocarpales; Ectocarpaceae. The record is from the annotation of a GenBank genome assembly.
AUGCCGGUGAUGACACACACGGGGACGAAGAACGUCCCCGGCUGCGGUACCGCUAGCAGCACGGGGGGGAGGCGUUUCGGGGAGGGGGCGCCGGCGACGACGGCCGCCGGCGGUGCCAGGCAAUCUCGCGGCGCUCCGUUUGCGCCGGCAGGAGGCGGGGGAUCCUUGCCGAUGAAGGACGGAGACUACGUAGCCGACGGGGGCCCCGUGCUUGUCGCGUGCGGACAGGGGAAGUCGAUGUACAACGUCAAGGGGUGCAUGUCCUCGUGGGUGCUCGUUGGCGGUGGCGGCGGCGAACAACCAGACGCCGUCAAAGAAAAAAUGGCAACAGCAGCCGGCCGUGGCGCCGGGGGGUGGGGCGGAGGAGGAGGGCAAGCGUCGGGCACGCUCAUCACGGGGGGGAAGGACAGCGUUCUGAGGGAGUGGGAGAUCGCGGAGGGGCGCCCGCGCCUGGUGGCCCACAUCUCGGGGCACACCGACUGGAUCUCCUGCUGCGCUCUCGUUCCCUCCGCGACCGCCGGCGUCGCCCCCUCGGUCGCGGUGUCCGGCGGGCGGGACGCGUCCGUUCGCUUCUGGCACAAGUCCGACGCCGCCGCCGCGGAGGCCGCCGCCGCCCGAGCGGCAUCGGACGCCCUGGCCAAGGAGUCCGCCCAGGGCAAGAGGAAGUCGUCGCUCCGGGCGGCGUUCGCGAGCGGUAGCCGUAGCUCCAGCGGUAGAGAUCUGGGAAGCGGGGGCGGCGGGGGCGGUGGUAUUGUGCCGCCGGGCGAUGGCGGGUGGUCGCUGGCUUCCUCCGUGGCCACGGCGCACGGGUCAUCCGAGUUCGUCACGUGCUGUGCUUCCCCCGGUGGGUCCUCGGGAGCGGCCGGGGGCUGGGUGGCGACCGGGGGCACCGAUUGGUCGGUUCGACUGUGGGACGUGGUAAAGUUCCGUGAGUUGGGCAGACUGUCCUUCAUGGGCCACAGCCACCCGGUUCGUUCGCUGGCGUGCUCCUCUGACGGGAAGCUUCUCGUCAGCGGGGGCGACGACCACAAGGUCAUCGUCUGGUCGCCUCAGAGCCGGAGACCCCUCGCCACGCUCAAGAGCCACGCCAGCGCCGUUCACGGCGUCGCCGUGGACCCGGGGACGCACUCCGGCGACGCCCCCCGCUGGAUAGCCUCGGGCGGCGGCGAGGGCUUCCUCCUUGUGUGGGACCCCCGUAACUUCGGCUCCCCGGUCGCGAUCCUCCGCGGAGAGGUGACCGCCGCCGACCCGUCCUCCUUGUCGGAGGCGUUCUCCUCCGGCAUGUCCGUCGCCGAGCGGGAAGGAGGCCUGCAGGGAGGGCUUGCCGGGGCGAGGUCGAGGGGGGAGAGCGGCCGGUGGGAGGGGGAGACCACGGGCGCCACGAUGCUGAACGCCGUGAACUGCCUCGCCGCCGGCGGCGCCGGGAGCGGCGGGGACUGGCUGUUCGCCGCCGGGGAGACGGUCGUCCGGUCUUGGCGCCGGAGGGACGGGGUCUGGCACGGCGGGGCCGGGCUCCCCGGCGAGGGGCUGGGGGGAAUCGCGAGCCUGUCGGUGAUCGAGUAA